UGUCAUUAUGCUGUUUCAUGGCUUUGCAAUUAAGGAAGUGGCCUUGCAAUUGAGACCACUACUGUCAGAGAAGCAACUUCUUGUUUUUGUUGCUGCAGGAGUUAAAUUAACAGACCUCCAGUUAUGAGGUUGGGAGCAGCUGCAAUGGAGGAAGAUGGAGAGUUAAUAGCUAAGUUGUUUGGGGCAAUUGGCAAGAUAUGGAAAGCUGAUGAGAAGCUGUUUGAUGCAAUAACUGGGCUGAGUGGCAGCGGCCCAGCAUAUAUUUACUUAGCAAUAGAGGCUUUGGCUGAUGGAGGGGUGGCAGCAGGAUUACCACGAGAACUUGCACUGGGCGUAGCUUCUCAAACUGUGAGUUAACCUGCUCUUAUUU
Molecule: messenger RNA, 370 nt
Organism: Camellia sinensis
Lineage: Eukaryota; Viridiplantae; Streptophyta; Magnoliopsida; Ericales; Theaceae
Source: RefSeq, a predicted model, not a curated record